CGCCCCAUUUAUCCCAUUUCUUUCUUGGUUUGACAAACCGGCGAUUUCCGUGAGCAAGAACAAGUCUCUCUUUUUGUUUGGGGGGAGCAGAGCAGUCAAAGAAUGAACCAAACCAAAUGAUUGUUCUAGAAUGGCUAUUCCUCACAAUUGCUCCUUGUGAUGCAGCGGAACCAUGGCAAUUAGGAUCUCAAGACGCAGCAACACCUAUGAUGCAAGGAAUAAUAGACUUACAUCACGAUAUCUUUUUCUUCCUCAUUCUUAUUUUGGUUUUCGUAUCAUGGAUCUUGGUUCGCGCUUUAUGGCAUUUCCACUAUAAAAAAAAUCCAAUCCCGCAAAGGAUUGUUCAUGGAACUACUAUCGAGAUUCUUCGGACCAUAUUUCCUAGUAUCAUCCCGAUGUUCAUUGCUAUACCAUCAUUUGCUCUGUUAUACUCAAUGGACGAGGUAGUAGUAGAUCCAGCCAUGACUAUCAAAGCUAUUGGACAUCAAUGGUAUCGGAGUGCGCCUCUUCACGAGGGUGAUUGAAGUGCAACGAAAUGCCUUCAAGUUUCAUAUGGUUCGCGAAGCAUCUGGCUGACCGGUAAUCUCCCAUUCCCGCCGUCGAGAUACUUUCAUAACUAUAGCAUGCCAGAAACGGGGAGUUUAGGUGGUUAGACCUAUACCCCGAAAUGCUCCCAGCAUAAGAGCCUAUGGUUCCAUUCUUGUUGUUGCUGGAGGUACACAUCCCUCUUCUCGGUGUGGAACGAUAUACGAGAAAUAGAUGCUCAGCCUGCAAUGUCCGAUAACGGCGCUGAAGUAGUGAAUCUAUCGGCACCAUAGCAGUGGUAUACAACUUUGGACCUAACGGCCGGCCUAGUAACCUUUCGGAAUGGGGGAUCCCCGUUGGCAACAACCACGGUAGUAGUUGCGGAACUACUGGGCUGGGAGAGGACAACCUCUUUCUUCGCUUCGGGGACGGAGGUCCUACGGUAGGUAACAGCAGGCACAAGCAAGUUGACCGAAGGGGACCAGCGCUUCUACUCCUCCACCGAGGAGCCGUUCGCAGCGAGAAGCAAGGGCUGUCGUGAACGGUGGGAGGUCACAGAGAAUUUACCUAUUCAUAGAGUGAUCCUAUGAUCGAUACAGGAUAUAUACUAUCUCUUUCUUUAUUCUAUUUAUUAAAAAAAAAGAAGGGUCCCUCUCCCUAUCAGUCGAGUCUAUUCUCACCUCUCCUUAUCAGUCGAGUAUAGUAUCUUCUAACCUCUCCUUCUCUCCUAUCAGUCGAGUCUAUUCUCACCUCUCACUUUGUUCGAGCAACUACGUCCCUCAACUUCUCAGCUAGAGUUGGUUUAUGUUGGCGCUGGAACGUGGGAAUUCGAGGUCUCAUGAACUACUACUCAAAACCUACUUGGUUUUUGGACAAACGAUAUCCGGUCAGGCCUAUGGAUGGAUCCUUUUAUAUCUACGGCGGCCGUUUACAUGAGCAUAGAGAAUCUAUACUCGAGGCCCCUUACAGGAUAGGUGAGGAAUCACUCUGGAUCUGGCUACAACUUCGCCGAGCCGACUAGCAUCCCUUUCCACUGUGAAUUUAUCGAACAAAUAAGACGGAUCGAAUUCGCUCUUCAAUAAACUGCUCGUCCCAUACCUUCUGCCUGUCUCAUAUGUGUGGAACCAGGUAUUUUUCGGUUCCAUAGGGCCAACCCUGGGUGAGAAACGGUUCCCUCUUGCCAAUCAACUUUCCCCGGCCUUCUAUUACCCUUAGGUCUUACGGUCGGCUAACUAAAGAAAAAAAGUGUUCUUUCUAAGAGUAGGCGUGGAGAGCUUUUUGCGGGGAAACUUGCAAGUACAGUUUGGGGGGAGGCGGGCGUCGACCCAACCUUAUGAGUAUUCGGACUAUAACAGUUCCGAUGAACAGUCUCUCACUUUUGACAGUUAUACGAUUCCAGAAGAUGAUCCAGAAUUGGGUCAAUCACGUUUAUUAGAAGUGGACAAUAGAGUGGUUGUACCAGCCAAAACUCAUUUACGUAUUAUUGUAACAUCUGCUGAUGUACCUCAUAGUUGGGCUGUACCUUCCUUAGGUGUCAAAUGUGAUGCUGUACCUGGUCGUUUAAAUCAGACCUCUAUUUCGGUACAACGAGAAGGAGUUUACUAUGGUCAGUGCAGUGAGAUUUGUGGAACGAAUCAUGCCUUUAUGCCUAUCGUCGUAGAAGCUGUUUCUAGGAAAGAUUAUGGUUCUCGGGUAUUCAAAAAAUUAAUCGGGGGAGCUUAAGCGAAAAGAAAAGAGUAGGGUGAGGGGGAAGCAAGGCUUCGCUCGCUCGCUCCAACGCUCGUUUAGUAGACAGCGAGUGGAGUGCAUAAGCCCCUUUAGAGAUAGGGGCGAGUACUACACGAGCUCGUAAGUCAAGUACGGAACGAGCCUUGUCUACGAAGCAGAGCACCCUCAUCUUGCUUGCUUCUGGCGAAGCUUCUAGCACUAGAUAAUAGGCAUUCUGGUAUGGCAGGAAUACCACUUUUGAGGUCGACCACUACAUAGGAGCAAUAGCGAAGCCAAGCCGUAGAAAGGCGAGCAGCCCUUAUAGCAUAGCAAUAGCAAAGGGCCUACUUAUAGCCC
Molecule: messenger RNA, 2589 nt
Organism: Cuscuta europaea
Lineage: Eukaryota; Viridiplantae; Streptophyta; Magnoliopsida; Solanales; Convolvulaceae
Source: the annotation of a GenBank genome assembly